GGAGGGCGUAAAAACAAAAUUGUUUACAUUUCUGAACGAUACACUUUGACGGAUUAUGACAUAACUAUGGGUGGAAAAGAUUCCAAAUUCGCAUACUUAACAUAUGAAGAUGCAGUCAAACGAGUUAGUGACACAGAAUUGAAGCGGUUAAAGGAUGCCUUCAAGAGGUCUGCUACAUUAAAUGGCUUCCUAUCCAAGCAAGUGUUCAUGCGGGAGGUCCUUGGUGACACGGUUCCAGCCAAGCUAGCAGAGCAAAUGUUCCGUGUAUGUGGCGGAACCUCCAAGGGCCUAGCAUUCAAGGAGUUAAUAAAUGGACUUGUAGUUAUCACCAGAGGAAGGCGGGAUGAAAAAGUCAAAUUUAUCUAUGCACUCUAUGCUAACAGUGAGAGCCUAUCACAUGUACAGAAGGUUGAGAUGGAUAACUUGGUACUAGAGACCGAGGGUCAGGUCCCCCAUGCCUUGUCCCAGCUCUUCCUAGAGAAUGACAAGGUAUCAUUUGAUAAGUUCCGGCCUUGGAUCCUAAACAACACAGAUGCCACAUCAGUGUCCAAGUGGCUGCUGAGGGAUAGAUGUACAAUCACACUGUCCAAUGAUAAUGAAACACCUACCUUUUAUCAGACCUUAGCCGGAGUUACCCAUUUGGAGGAGAGUGACAUCACAGAAUUGGAGAAACGCUAUUGGGUGUUGAAGGGCCAAUCAGGAACAGGGCAGUUUGACAUGCAAACAUUUCAGCCAAUCAUUGGACCACCAGUUCCCGAGUCAUUAGUUAAAGGUGUAUUCAAUGCUUUUGAUGAGAACAGAGAUAAUCAUAUUGACUUCAAGGAGAUGGCAUGUGGCAUAUCAGCCUGCUGUAGAGGGCCACAGGCUGAGAGGCAAAAAUUUUGUUUUAAGGUGUUUGACAUGGACCAUGAUGGCCUACUGAACAAGAGUGAACUCGUCAACAUGAUCAAGGCACUUGUGAAAAUACGAAAAGAGAACCUCAAUGCUAAUCAACUUGCAAGGGACAAGCUACAUAAAUUAGAUCCCGACAAAGUUGUUGAAGAAAUUCUGGAGAAAUAUGACAGUGAUGAGGAUGGUUGUAUAACUCAAGAGGAAUAUCUUGUUUGGACAGUGGACCACCCACUUCCCUCAGAGUUCUUGACCUUGCUCUUUCAAGUGUGCCAUAUUUGUCUUGGUUUAAAGCCUGAAAAUAAGGAGCAAGAAGGGAGCAUUGUCCGAGGCUGGUUAGAGAGAGAGUUAAGGAGAGGUCUCCAAGUAGGAAGCACAUGGUUCCUUGUUUCUAAUACAUGGUACAAGACAUGGCUUGACUAUGUUCUAUUCAAGCCAAGUGCAAUCUACCCUGUGCAUAAUGGUAUAGGCAGUCCUCCCCCAACACCUAGGUCUUCUACCCUACCUAGACAUUCCUCACCCACCCAGAAGUCAUCUACUUUGCCCCGGGGAACGUCACCAAAGUUCAAGACAACAGGAGCAUUGAGAGGUUCUAAGGAUGAUAGUGUGCCAUCUGGGAAGGGUGAUGGAGGUAUAGUAAUGACACGAAAUACAAGAAUUGGUAGUGCAGGUGACGCACCCAUAGAGGGCUCUACUAUAAUAAAUGGAAGUCCACGACGUAGUGCAACACCUGAUAUCACCCCUCAGAGACCUGCAGCCAUAGAUAAUACCCAACUCGUUGUGCCUAAUACAUCAAAGAUUAUGAUUUUGACCAAUGAAGGUGGACGAUUAAAACCUACACUGGUGCAAGACAAAGAUUUUCAGAUUAUGCCCCAGGCUGUAUGGGAUGCCCUGUCUUCAUGGUAUGGUGGCGCCCCCUCUAUGCCUAGAACUGUGAUACAAGAUAUGAAUAAGAAGACAGAGCCAAAGCUGGAGCUGUACCCGAUACAGGUCAAGUUUCUACGUCAUCAGACCCAACAGCAGAGGGCGCCAAAUGCAACAACAUCUUUUACAGGCAUGAUGGCUGGAAUAGGGGGAAUUGCAAUAGGGGCAGGAAGUAGUUUUCCGACCCAGACUGUGACCACACCACGCCGCUAUAUAGCAUACACUGCCUCAUUCAGUUGCCAACACUCUCUCAAACAGAUCUUUGAUUUCAUGUGUACCAGGAUACGUGUUAAUAGGGAUGAUUUACGACUUUGGAAAUUCAAAGAUGAACAAAACAUGCAUCUGCUCGAAGAUGAAGAAGCAACAGUCGAAGAGUUGGGUUUGGAGGAUUACUGUCAGGUACUGGCUGAAGUGCGCAAUAAAGACCUCACUUGGCCAGAGGAAAUGAACCAACUUGCCAAAAAUAAGGCUGAUCAGAAACAAGAAGCUCCACCAGAGAAAGGUGCCACGGGUCUAAACAAUUUAGGCAACACUUGCUUUAUGAACAGUGCAGUACAAUGUGUCAGCAAUACUAAGGCCUUAACUACAUAUUUUACAGCGGGGAUGCAUAGAUUUGAAUUGAAUAGAGAUAACCCAUUAGGCAUGAAAGGUCAUGUUGCCCAGCGCUAUGGAGAUCUCAUAAAAGAUAUCUGGAGUGGAACAGUUAAAACUAUAGCACCCUUAAAACUCAGGUGGACGAUUGCAAAAUAUGCACCACGCUUCAAUGGAUUCCAGCAGCAUGACUCUCAAGAACUCUUAGGGUUCCUCCUAGAUGGCUUACAUGAAGAUUUGAAUAGGGUACAUGAAAAACCAUAUGUGGAGCUGAGAGACAGUGAGGGGAGACCUGAUGAACUGGUUGCCAGAGAGGCUUGGGAUAACCAUGUACUGCGCAACCAGUCCAUUGUCGUAGAUCUGUUCCAUGGCCAGUUGAAGUCUGAGGUGAAGUGCAGAGAGUGUAGCCAUGUCAGUGUACGCUUUGAUCCGUUCACAUACCUUUCCCUACCUCUACCAAUGGAAAGCUGCUUGCACCUGGAAAUAGUCAUUACCCGAUUGGAUGGCAGUACCCCUGUAAAAUAUGGGUUACGUUUGAAUAUGGAUGAGAAGUACAAAGAAUUGAAGAAACAACUGAGUGUCUUGUCAGAGAUACCAAGUAAUCAGUUACUUCUGUGUGAAGUUUCUGCUGCUAUGGUGAAGAGUUUCCCUCAGGACACCCAGAAGAUCAAGGGACUACUAGGGGGGUCCCUCUGUGCCUAUGAGCUCCCCCCUCCCUCAGCUAUUCCCACCCUUUCAGCGGAAGAAGAGAAGGGACUCCAACUUGGGGAUAUACAACGCAUGACAAACAAAGGCAUUCCAAACACAAGCUGUACAAGUUGUACAGCAGAUCACAAGUCCCAGGGUAGCACACAUAAUCCAGCACACAUACACAGCAGCCCUGCCUCCAACUCCAACUGCUCAAAUAGCACACAUAAUGGUGUACAAUCUAAAGGACUACAUCCCAAUGGAACUGCAGGUCACAGUAGGAAUGCUAGUACAGCCAGCACAUCUUGUAAUAGCACAUCAUGUGGUGGCACAUCAUGCAACGGCACACCAUGCAAUGGCAAUAAUAAUGAAACUACUCUAGGUGGAGAUUUCAUUAUAGCUGUCAACAGAAAAAUAAUAAGGAUGGAUACAUAUUUUCUCUCAUCACAAAAGACACGUCCAAGUCUAUUUGGCCAGCCAUUGAUUCUACCAUGUGAUGAUUCUAUGACGCAACAGAAGUUAUACAGCCAUGUUUGGAUGCAAGUAUCGAGACUUGUUAGUCCACUUCCUCCCAGUGAGACGCUAGCACACAAUCAUGCACAAGACUGUGAUGACAGUCUUGGGUAUGAGUACCCAUUUACAUUAAAAGUUGUCCAAAAAGAUGGCGUGUCAUGUGCAUGGUGCCCCUGGUACCAGUUCUGCCGUGGAUGUAAAAUCGAGUGUUCCCCUGAGAAGUUUAGCCACAGCAGUUUAUAUGUCGCCAUAGACUGGGAACCUACUGCUCUACAUUUACGCUACCAAUCUGCUGCAGAGAGGAUAUACACAGAUCAUGAAAGUGUCGCAAAAAGUCGCCACUUACAGUCCCAACCAAUCAACUUAGACACGUGUUUGCAGUCAUUCACCCGUGAGGAGGUGUUAGGAGAAGAUGAAAUGUGGUAUUGUUCAAAGUGUAAAGCUCAUAGAGUUGCACUGAAGAAAAUGCAGAUUUGGAAGCUACCCCCAAUUUUGAUUAUACAUUUGAAGAGGUUCCAGUUCCUUAACACUAAGUGGGUUAAAUCUCAGAAAAUUGUCAAGUUCCCAAUCAACGAUUUUGAUCCGACCAAUUACAUCGCCUCAAGGCAGUUACACAGAAACGUGCCACAUAAUACAAGUGCAGUAUCAGAGAGUACAACAAGCGCAGCUGCUGACUCCAAGUCCCACCUUCCACAGACUAAAGACUCCUUAGACACAUCACAAUCGAAGGCAAACACACCACAAACAGACCCCUCAGAGGCACCAUCAAAAUCAGACCCCACCAUGUUGAAUUCUAAGUCCAAUAAAACACAAGCUACAAACCAUGACAGGAUAGCAGACUCAACAUCUGCUCCUAAACUGAGGGAUUCUGGGAAACUACGGAGACAACGCCAUGAGUCAGUCGACAGUGGAGAUUAUGCAAAUGUUCGAUACAACCUUUAUGCACUUUCUUGUCACCAUGGUAUCUUAGGUGGAGGUCAUUAUAUUGCUUAUGGCAAGAAUCCCAAGAACAAGUGGUUCAUGUACAAUGAUAGCAGUUGUAAGGAAGUGAAACCAGAAGACAUUGACACAGACUCUGCUUAUAUGCUGUUUUACGAGAGGGCGGGGCUGGACAUUACACGAUUUAUGCCAAAUGUUGACGGCAAGGAACCUGAUUUGACAGAAAUAGAUGAUGAGUUUGAAUCGGAGUUCAAGAAAAUGUGUGUCAUUCAGUGAAAUAUGUGUCAUAGAUAUGUGUCGUACUGCUCUGUGUGUCAUAAAGAGAUCUGGAUUAUAAUUGGAUCAGUGGACAUCUCAAUAGGGGAUCAGGGGGAAGCAGAUCACUAGAUCACAAGAAAGAUCAAAGGAUGACAAUAUGGAUAGAUGGAUCACUUAUGAAUAAAUAUGUGUACACCAUAAGUGUUAAAAGAAUAAUAAUGUGCUUUAUAGAUGUGCAUAUCCAGUGGUUUGUUGAUGUGCAUCAGACAAAGGGGUAGGGCUUGAUAAUAUAGCCUGGCCCUAAUACGGCCUUGACCCCUAUCAAGCCCUCAUAGUCACUACGUGUGUUGUUAUUUGAAAAUGCAUACGAAAGAGAUUUGAGGAUACAUACAGGAGAAAGAUAUAAAAAUCUAUAUUAUAGGGUAAAGAUUGAAAGAUACAUACAGGGGAAAGAUAUAAAAAUUUAUACAGGAUAGAUUGAAGGUACAUACAGGAGAAAGUUAUAAAGUUACAAAAAUCCAUACAGAAUAAAGAUUGAAAGAUACAUACAGGAGAAAGGAGUGAGAAAUGCUUUCUAGAUAUGUGAUAUAUUUAAUGGGAUAUUCAACCCACAGGAUAAUGAUUUCAUCAAGGUAUUUUCAUCACAUGGGAAUUAUGCAUUUAUAAUAUAAGCUUUGAAUGGUAAUACUUCAAUGAGUAACUUGUUGGAGUGAAUAUAUUAUUGAACAAAUUCAUUAUAAUUGCUUUGUAAUACAAUAAAAUCUGAAAAGUAUUCUGCUUGGGGGGUGAUUCAUUUCUCAUUAAGUCAGUUGGUCUUGGGACUUUGUAAGGUGUUCCAC
Molecule: messenger RNA, 5639 nt
Organism: Owenia fusiformis
Lineage: Eukaryota; Metazoa; Annelida; Polychaeta; Sabellida; Oweniidae
Source: the annotation of a GenBank genome assembly